AUGGCUGGAAAAAUGUUAGCCUGCGAAAACAGCCUCUACUUUGCUGCUCCUAUUAAUAUAACGUCGCACAAAGAAGAGUCUGCGAUUCGAGUGACAACAUUCCAUACUGAUGACGUUGGCGCGACCGGAUUUUGGUCGCGCGUUAUGAUUGGUUUAUUCUAUAAUUUGAUAUAAAUUAUGCCAACACAUGCAAAUCGAUUUUGAAAUUCAAGAUGGCCAGAUAUGUAAAUGGAUAUCCAAAUAGAAUACAUUUGCAUAUUAUGUUUAAAUAAUUCAGCACCUAGAAAUAGGUUUAUCAUCAAUGGAAAGGACUCGGUGUUAAACAAUGCCUCGAAGCUAUUCAACAACCUACCGAACAAUUGGAAGUGUACACUAACAACUCGUUUUAGGAACAUUGCCAGUGGGGAUAUAAAUUUCUUGUGCAGGACCUGUCUAAAACUUCUUGAGAAAAGAGACAAAAUUUUAUCAAAUUUAACAGAAGUUGAGAACAAGAUCCAAGGACAUUUUUCCGCCAAGAGAUCAAGUGAAACAGAUCUUGCGUCUCCAUCCAAGUUUAUCGCACUCAACGACAAUGAGGAAGCGUGCAUACCUAUUCACACAUUACAACCCAAAGCACACAGUACUCCAGUCAAAGUUGUUCCACCUGUAAAAGUUUCGAAAAUCAAAAAAUCUUUUUCCGAAUGCGAAACUGGCGUAAAGGUAUGUUCGUGCGGAAUUCAGCACAUUUUAACAUUAUAUUUUUACCACAAUAGUGACACAUAUAAAUAUGUGAUUAUGUAUUUAUUAUUUAUAAUAUAAAGGUCCUCCCUCAGAAAAAUAUACACUCAUACUUUAUAGCUUACAGUGAAAUGGCCUUCUCAGACCAAAGAACGUACAAUUCAACCUGAACUGGAACCCUUAGGCCGUGCCCUCCUUGGAGGGACAUGGAAGGAAAUUGCGUCAGCUGUAUACCGUGUUAAAGAGAUUAGAUCAGAGCUCAUCAAAUGCAUGUUGAAGCAACUGUCAGUAGAAUGCUGUGAUAUUAUUUCAUCUAAAAGGCCAUCCUUACUGAGAAAAACUACUGUGAGUGAUAUUCGUAUGCUGUCACUAGCCAAUAUAUGCCAUGAAAUGAAGGAGCGUGCUCCACUAUUGUAUUCAGUCACGAUGACUACUGCCACUCCUAAUAGAAAGAAAUAUGAUGCCACUGAAUGGUUGCCAAGUGUUGCUAUAGCUGCAGCUGUUCUUUUAAAACAAAGAUGUCGAAUGGUCAACAGUGUUCAGCUUUUGAUCAUGACAAUAAUAAAGUUCUCCGGAUUUCAGGUAUGUUUAGUAUGUUUAACAACAUGCAUAUAACCUGAUAGCCAAGAGCUACAUACUUGUUAGUAAAUAUUCUGUUAGAUAGUAAAUAUUCCGUUAAUACAUGUUAGUAAAUAUUCUGUGGACAGUUGGUAAGUAUUUACUUAUGAACAGUCCAUAAUAGUUGUGUCAGAACUAUAAAAGAAAGAUAUGUCAGGUCUUGGCAGUGUAUAAUUGAAUCAUAUCAUACAUGUUAACUAACAGACCAAUUUUCUCUACAUAAACAACUCGGCAAGGUUCUGAUUGCUAAAUUCAAAAUUAUAACAUUAAUUAAAUAAAUGUAUUUCCAACCUGGUUCCUACCUCUUUCAAGUUUUUCAUUACAAGCCCCAAAUGUAUUGUUCUGUUUAUUCCAAGUGUAGAUGUGGACAGGGCCUGUGCCCCGAAAAAAGCUCUGGGCAACCCUGGCUGUAGAUAUCAGACAAUUACUUGAAAUUGCCGUUACUUUGAUGCUCCCAACCUCACACAAAGUUUAGGAGCAUCAAAUUAGCAGUUGUUUCCAAAGGCUCAAAUUACUUCCACUCUAAUGUAUGUUUAAGAUUACAUCUUUAUUGUUUUUAGACAUUGUGUGGACUUUUCUCAACAAUGAGGAUUGGUGUAUCUACUUCUUACUAUAACAAAAAAAGUGAUGAAUUUGGCAGUAUUUUCAAUGAAAAUCUUGUUCACGAGAAGGCUUCUGAUGAGAGCUUAAUGUCAAUUUUGGAACAAAAAGGUGCUGAUUCUGAUAAGACAACAUCAACAGAGAAAGGUACUGAUUGUACAUUUAUUUCUUUCUGAGUUUUCAAAUCGGUUUCUCAUAAUGGUCACAUGUUUUUGGUGGGCUUAGUUAUCAUUUAGUUCAGUUUGUUAAUUAAGAUUGUUGUACUACAUGCUGUUACCUUUAACAUUUGUAUUAUAUACAAUAAACUACCCAGCUUGCUGUGACAGAACAAAUGAUAUCCCGGAUAGCUAGUUCAACACACCUAUACAAUAAUUGCAAGUGGCAACAAACCAAACUGAAUUAUUUUUUUCCAGCUCAUAAUACAGCAACUCCUCCAGACAAUUAUGUAUCUCUUGCUUUGACUUCAUGUCAAGUUGAUAUUCCUCAAACUCCAGAUGCUCAUCUUCAUUCUACUAAAGAGCAUCUUUCUGCUGGUUGUAAAUAUGUAACAGACAACUAUGACAUGUUUCAGAAAGUACGUACAAUGACAGAAAUUAAUCAGAAUAGGGACAUCCACUGGGUGAAUCAUAACAGAGUAUCAAACAGAGUUUCUGGUAAUCAUCUCCAAGACAACACAGCAAUUUGUGAUUUGAAGAACCUGGGUAACUCCAAAGUUACUCCUUCAGUUAUUGAACACAUAAUGCAAAGAAAUAACUACAUCACACUUAUUGAAAGAAUUUUGGUGUCUUCCAUAAAUUAUCUCAAAUUUUGCAAGGGUAUAGUAAGUCAGCAAAUUCCCCAUAAGCAUGUCAAGCAUGUCAAGGAGUCUGGAAUGAAGUCCAAAAAA
Molecule: messenger RNA, 2821 nt
Organism: Paramuricea clavata
Lineage: Eukaryota; Metazoa; Cnidaria; Anthozoa; Malacalcyonacea; Plexauridae
Source: the annotation of a GenBank genome assembly